Molecule: messenger RNA, 2340 nt
Organism: Eupeodes corollae
Lineage: Eukaryota; Metazoa; Arthropoda; Insecta; Diptera; Syrphidae
Gene: Cyp4g15
Product: cytochrome P450 4g15
Exons: 5
Coding region: 179-1867 (562 amino acids)
Molecular function (GO): iron ion binding; heme binding; monooxygenase activity
Source: RefSeq, a predicted model, not a curated record
AGCUCAGCUAAACCAACAGUCCGGUUCGGUUCGUUCAUACUUCAGGAGGGUAAAACGACAUACAAACGGAUCCUAUAAAAAUACAAACGUUAAUUCCAUUUUCGGAGUCAUUCGGACUUAUUUUGAAGUUUAAGUGAUUUUUGUUUAACAAAAGAAAUUUAAGUAAAAAAAAACAAUCAUGUCGAUCGCUCAGGAAGUGAUCAAGGAGCCGAUGAUGGUUAGCGCGUCAAGUGUUUUCUAUUUUUUGCUUUUGCCAACAUUCGCCUUAUGGUUCGUCUAUUGGCGUCUAUCGCGUAGACAUCUCUAUGAGUGUGCUGCAAAAAUCCCUGGACCAGAGGGAUUACCUUUAGUGGGAAAUCUUUUCGAUGCUAUUGGUUCACCAUCAAAGGUGUUCCAGACCGUUAUUCGAAAGGGUGAACCAUUCGAUUAUGUUGCUAAGAUUUGGAUUGGACCUAAAUUAGUUAUCUUCUUGUAUGAUCCACGUGAUGUUGAGAUUUUACUUAGCAGCCAGGUGUACAUUGACAAAGCUCCGGAGUAUGAAUUCUUCAAGCCAUGGUUGGGAGAUGGUCUUUUGAUCAGUACUGGUCACAAAUGGCGCUCACACAGGAAACUCAUUGCCCCAACAUUCCAUUUGAACGUAUUGAAGAGCUUUAUUGAACUAUUCAAUGAAAACUCACGAAAUGUUGUCAAUAAAUUGAAGGCCGAAGGUGAAAAGACCUUUGAUUGCCACGAUUACAUGAGCGAAGCUACCGUCGAAAUUUUGUUAGAAACCGCUAUGGGUGUGUCCAAGAAGACUCAAGGCAAGAGUGGGUUCGACUAUGCCAUGGCUGUCAUGAAGAUGUGUGACAUCCUCCAUUUGCGUCAUCGUAACAUUUUGUUGCGCAGUGAAUUCUUGUUCAGUCUAACCAAGCACUUCAAGAACCAAGGUAAGCUUUUGGACAUCAUUCAUGGACUUACCACCAAGGUUAUCCGCAACAAGAAGGAAGCUUUUGCCAAGGGAACUCGUGGAUCCCUUGCUCAGACCAGCAAGUCUUUCGAAGCAUUCAACUUCCAAGUUGAUUCGAAGAAACCUGCAUCUAACGUCGUUGAGGGUUUGUCAUAUGGACAAGCUGAACAACUCAAGGAUGAUUUGGAUGUGGAAGAUAAUGAUAUUGGUGAGAAGAAGCGUUUGGCUUUCUUGGACUUGCUCUUGGAAAGUGCACAAAACGGUGCUCUCAUCUCUGAUACCGAAAUCAAGGAACAAGUUGAUACAAUUAUGUUCGAGGGACAUGACACAACCGCCGCAGGAAGUUCGUUCUUCCUCUCGAUGAUGGGUAUCCAUCAAGAUGUCCAAGAUCGUGUUAUGGCUGAAUUGGAUGAAAUCUUUGGUGAUUCUGACAGGCCUGCAACCUUCCAAGAUACCCUCGAAAUGAAGUACUUGGAACGUUGUUUGAUGGAAACUCUCCGAAUGUACCCACCAGUACCGAUUAUUGCUCGUCAGCUUAAGGAAGAUCUAAAGCUCGCUUCUGGAAACUAUGUCGUUCCAGUUGGAUCAACUGUGGUGGUUGCCACCUUCAAGCUACAUCGUAAUCCAAAGAUCUGGGAAAAUCCCACUGUCUUCAAUCCUGACAACUUUUUGCCAGAGAAACAAGCUAACAGGCAUUAUUAUGCCUUUGUGCCAUUCUCUGCUGGACCAAGAAGUUGUGUUGGUCGCAAAUACGCCAUGCUUAAACUGAAGAUUCUCCUCUCGACAAUUCUUCGUAACUACCGAAUUCAUUCGGAUGUUCCCGAAAAGGACUUCAAAUUGCAGGCUGAUAUCAUUUUGAAGCGCGAAGAGGGUUUCAAGGUCCGUCUAACACCAAGGCAAAGAACUGCCAAGGUUGCCUAAGACGCACGCCAUUAUACUUUUUAAGUCCCAAAGAUUACCAUCAACCCCCAAAAACAACAAGAAACCCCACCCAAAAACCUAAAAUGCGGAUGAUGUACGAGUAGUUUUUAGAGAAGAAACAAAAUGUAUACAAAAUAUAAGAACUUUUGGACACAAAACUCUUCAGAACCAAAAACAAAAUUAAAUAAUUAAAACUUUUAAUUUAAAAACAAAAAAAUUAAACUUUGCAGUGCGGUGUUACCAUCAGACCUCUCUCCACAUACCUCCUUUUUUCUUUGCUAUGUUUUCUCCUUUUCUCUUUGUUUUGGUUAAUAUGAUGAGCUUUAUAAAUUAAAAUAAUUUAAUUGUUUUAUUAUUCUGGUUUUGUGUGUGUAUAUAAAUGUUUAAAUUGUUUUUGUUUCUCCAAAGUGUUAUGUCUUAAAAACAAACUAAAAAAUAAUGAAAAUGAUGAAUAAACAAAAUGUUUAUAAAAA